This is a messenger RNA of Lactuca saligna, 660 nucleotides long. The record is from the annotation of a GenBank genome assembly. NCBI's taxonomy places the organism in Eukaryota, Viridiplantae, Streptophyta, Magnoliopsida, Asterales, Asteraceae.
AUGGUAACCACGGCCUUGGCUGUGGUUUCCUUCCACCUUAGCAAGCACAAAGCACCACUACAUAUGGUUAUGAGAGGAGACUUCAUUGUGUUCUUCAAUAAGAUAUUUGGUGCUUUAUGUAAGCUUUCAGCAGACUCAGAUCCCAAUGUACAAAGUGUAGCUCGUCUGUUAGAUAAACUCGUUAAGAGUCUGACUAAUUCAGGUGAUCAUCUUUCAUUUUUUGAGCAUAUGAAUGUGUUGAAUCCUUAUGUUCGCCAAUUUUUGGUUGGAUGGAUCAAUGUGUUGGACAGUGUUCCAGAGAUAGACAUACUCAGUUUUCUUCCUGAUUUUCUUGAUGAUAAACGAGUUUGGAAAACUUGGGGUGAUCAAUUGACAAGCACCUUUAAGACAACACAUGGUGAUAUAGUGAUGGAAGAAAAUGCACAUGGUGAUGAUGUAAAUCAAAGUAAUGAAAAAGAUGCAGAUGCUUUAGAGGAUGGAAAUGAACUUGUAGGAGUUGUCUCUGAUGAGAAUUUAUUGGAACUUCUGGAGUUAGCAAUGUCAUCAAACACAACUAAAAUUGUGAAAAGAGCCAGAGAACUGAUGGAAUUGGUAGUUUACCCUAUGGUACUCAUGUCUCAAAUGGCCACACUUAUUAUGGACAUUAUUGCUGGAACAUAA